Molecule: messenger RNA, 939 nt
Organism: Sceloporus undulatus (fence lizard)
Lineage: Eukaryota; Metazoa; Chordata; Lepidosauria; Squamata; Phrynosomatidae
Product: olfactory receptor 5I1-like
Exons: 1
Coding region: 1-939 (312 amino acids)
Biological process (GO): G protein-coupled receptor signaling pathway; sensory perception of smell
Cellular component (GO): membrane
Molecular function (GO): G protein-coupled receptor activity; olfactory receptor activity; odorant binding
Source: RefSeq, a predicted model, not a curated record
AUGCCAGAUGGCAAUAAAACCACUGUGACUCACUUUGUUCUUUUGGGGUUUGUCACCAGCCCAGCACUUCAGAUCGUCUUAUUUAUGGUAUUCUUGUUACUCUACAGCAUGGUUCUGCUGGGUAAUAUUGGGCUGAUGGUUCUAAUCAGAACCAGCCCCCAGCUCCACACCCCUAUGUAUUUCUUCCUUAGCAAUCUGUCAUUAGUUGAUCUCUGCUAUUGCACUGUGAUUGUCCCAAAGAUGCUUGUCAAUUUCUUGGCAAUGAAAAAGGGCAUCUCCUACGCUGGGUGUGGGCUGCAGUUUUAUUUCUUCUGUACUUUUGCUGACACAGAGUCUUUCAUCCUUGCUACUAUGGCAUAUGAUCGGUAUGUAGCCAUCUGUAACCCACUACUUUAUACCUCUGUUAUGUCUCAAAGGGUCCGUCUCACACUGGUUAUGUUCUCUUACCUUGGUGGUACACUGAGUGCCCUGGUCCACACUUGCUUUGCCUUCAGGCUAUCUUUCUGUGGGCCAAAUGUCAUCAACCACUUCUUCUGUGAUCUUCCAUUGCUCCUGAAGCUCUCCUGUUCAGACACAUCCCUUAAUGAGCUCUUGCUCUAUACUUAUGGGAGCUCAGUAGAAAUCAUGUCCUCCAUCAUCAUUGUCAUCUCCUAUAUUCUCAUUGUCGCUUCUGUCCUGAAGAUGCACUCUGCAGCAGCAAGAAGGAAGACAUUUUCCACCUGUGCCUCCCACUUGACCUCUGUCAUCAUCUAUGAGGGCACUCUCCUCUUCAUCUAUUCCCGCCCCAGCUCCUGGUAUUCCCCCACAUCAGACAAAUACAUCUCUGUCUUUUAUACUAUCAUUGUCCCUGUGCUAAAUCCCCUCAUCUACAGCCUGAGGAACAAAGAUGUGAAAGAUGCAUUAUGGAGAUCAAUAGACACUAAAGUCUUUGCUCAUUAA